GCCGAAAGCUCAAGCGCUCCCGGGAGAUUUGCGCGCUAAAGUUAUCGUGGAUUUCCUUCCGACUUGGGCUUCAGGCUUUUGUGUUAUUUCAGUAAAACUUUAAUGUUUUUUGCCAUGCAAUGAUGCGUCAGUUUUUUUUUAUAUUUUAGUGUAUAUUGUAAGAACAGAAUGUGAAGGGAAAAGUUUUCUUAAUGUUGCAUCCUAAACUGGUGAGGCAACAGAAAAAUUAAUUUCAUAUUCGUUGUAGGUGAUCGUCUUUAACUCGUGAAAAUCUAAAGAAAUAAUAGAAGAGAUUUUCCUUAAUAAUUCACGUGCGGGUUUCGAGGCGUUAAAAGAACAGUGAACAAAUUUUUAAAUAUUGUGAGUGGUGAAAAAAAGUGAUUAAAGUGAGGAGAUACUCUUGAGUACGACGCUUUCUGUCUCUCAAAAGUUUCCAAAAGGUAUAAAUAUUUCACACUCAUAACGACUAACGACUUUUGUUUAACGCGAAUAUAUAUCAUGUAUAGUGAGAUAUAUUUUUUUACCGAACGCAAACGCCAUCACUGAAAUUGCAAGCAGUGGUGAAGCCCUCGGUCUCAAGCUCGUAGAUUUUCGGGUCAUCAGUUUUCGAAGUAUUUUUUAAAGAGCGUCUUACCUCAAGAAUCAAUUAAUGGAGGCUCAAUGUUUCACUUCAUCUUUCCCCUCGUCUUCCUCUCCAGCGAUACCAGAUUCCUCUGGGUCUCUUCCCUUGCAAGACCUCUGUCCCCGAGGGUCUCAGCCUCAGCAAGACCUCUGUCCCCGAGGGUCUCUGCCUCAGCAAGACCUCUGUCCCCGAGUGUCUCUGCCUCAGCAAGACAUCUGUCCCCGAGGGUCUCUGCCUCAGCAAGACCUCUGUCCCCGAGUGUCUCUGCCUCAGCAAGACCUCUGUCCCCGAGGGUCUCUGCCUCAGCAAGACCUCUGUCCCCGAGGGUCUCUGCCUCAGCAAGACCUCUGUCCCCGAGGGUCUCUGCCUCAGCAAGACCACUAUCUUCAAGACCCUAUGCCUCAGCAAGAUCCCUGUAACCAAGGGUCUCUACCUCAGCAAGACAACUGUUUCCUACAGCCUCUGCCUCAGCCAGGCCUCUACCACCAAAGUCCUCAGCAUCAGCCAGGCCAUUGCUCUUUGGGGUCUUUGUCUAAGCAAGACUAUUGCCCCCGAGGACAGUUUAUUUCCGAAGACCGCAACACUCAAGGACCUCUGCCUUCUGAAGACCUCAGCAUCACGGCAGACUGGGCUAACCGUUCAACUGUUAAACGAACGUAUACAAGGUACGGAGGGGCCCGCACCUCAGAUCGCCCUCCUUCGGGAUACAACUCCUGCGACCUCACAUCUGACGACCUCCAGGACCUCGAGAGGGGUACGGAACCUAUUUCAGCUGGCAUGGAGAAGAGCUCAGAAACCAGCAUAACAUCUUCAGUGUUGGUAUCUCCUACUGGACGGACAUGUCAUAGUUCCGAUGGGGGAGUCGACAGUCCGGUUAUGACGGCGUUUCAGAAUUGCAUGUCACCCCAAACCCGCAUCACCUCCUCCACUGACCGUGAUGCAGGUGAUAGAGGUGACAGUGAAUUAACGGAUGCCCCGAGAUAUCGAAACGACGCUAUGAAUAUCCAGCCAGCUUCCAAUCACUACCCAGCUCAUGAAUUCGGUGCUGAACGAUCAGAUUGUGCUAUUAAAAAAGCCCGGACUUCAAGGCAUUUCCAAGUGGAUGGUGCAACACAUUUAGAUUCAUUAAAAGCAGGUAUUGCUGGAAAGGUCGACUCGAACAUAGACUCCACCACCAGCGUCACCAGCUCAUCUUUCAUGCGCCGUUCACCAGCAACCACGGUAGAUUAUUUCAACGGCAACUACGACCACCUACAGACUGACAACCCACACGCUCCUCCAUGCCGCAAUGUCCCAUGCCACGAUUCCCCACGUCACACCUCAUGCCAUGAUGCCCCAUGCCACGAUACCCCAUGUAACGAGCCCCAUCCUGGAUACUCAGUCCCCCAACCGCGCUCCAACGAACCAAAAAACUUUUCUUUGAUGUCCAUGUCUGAAACUCGUCAUCCUACCUCAGACACAUCGGACAGAGACACGACUUUGGGACCAAACACUUGCGGAGACCGCAUGGACACAAGUCAUCCUUCUGCUGGCGGACAACCUGGCGUGCCAUCCAAGCCUCUUCAUCCAAUGCUGGUGAAUGCAUCCGCGUCUCUGGAACUCAAGUCGCUGUGGGACGACUUCAACGAACUCGGCACCGAGAUGAUUGUCACCAAGGCUGGCAGGAGGAUGUUCCCGACGUUCCAGGUGCGUCUGUACGGCCUGGACGUCGCCAGCGACUACAUCUUAAUGUUGAACUUCGCGCCCGUGGAUGAUAAGAGAUACAGAUAUGCCUUCCACAGCUCGUCAUGGAUCGUGGCUGGCAAGGCUGACCCCAACUCGCCCCCCCGCAUCCACAUCCACCCAGACUCUCCCGCCAAGGGGGCCCAGUGGAUGAAACAACUUACGUCCUUUGAUAAACUCAAACUUACUAAUAAUCAACUUGAUGAUAACGGACACAUCAUUCUAAACUCGAUGCACCGCUACCAGCCUCGCUUCCACAUCGUCUACGUGAACCCAAAGCAAGAAGACGUCACAAGAACUGAGAACUUCAAGACGUUCGUCUUCCCUGAGACGAAAUUCACGGCAGUCACGGCAUAUCAGAACCAUCGGAUCACGCAACUGAAAAUCGCAAGCAAUCCCUUCGCUAAAGGCUUCAGAGACUGCGACCCUGAGGAGUGCUCAACAGAAGUCAUGAGUCAACUACAGUCUUCAAAUCAACACAACAACAGCACAAAUAAAAACAACUGCAGCCAACAACAACAACAGCAACAACAGCAGAGGGCGUAUACAGCGUCUUACCACACCGCCGUGCUGCCCAAAGAAGAGGAUUGUGACUCGGAAGCGUCCUUGUUCUCGCGUAUGGCCGUGGGUAGCGCGCCCCUGGAAGGGUUCUUCCCUCCUGUAGGAGGGGUUCCUUACCUACAGACCCCCAGCUCCCCCGCGACCCUGGGGCACAACUACUCUUCAGACCCCUGCCAGUAUGGGCCGGUCUAUGGGUCUUACGGUGGACCUGCAGCCCCUCUAAAAUCCAGACCUUUUUCACCGUAUCAUCGGUCUUCUCCGUGCUACAGCUCGAGCAUCGGAGCGCUGCACGGCAGUUCGGUGGCACCAGCGCCCUACCUCUGCACGAGCACGGCGCCCCCCAACACCGUACCGCCGCUCUAUGCACGACAACAACAGCAUCAACAACAACAAAUUUAUCAAUCUUAUCCCAAUAGAUGAAGAUAGUAUCAUCGUGACUCUUCUAUUCUUAAUAAGUUGAAUUGAUGUAGUUGUGACACUUCCUUUUCAAAUCGAUGAAAAUGGUGUCAUUGUGGAAUUUAUUUCAUAACACGUAUCAGUUUCGUACGUUUGUUCUAGCUUUCUCUUACAAAAUCGCAGUUUGAAAAGCCUUCUGCAGUGUGUUUUGUAAAAAAGUCUCUUUUGUAUGGAAAGAUGCAUUGUAUGAAAAAUUUAAAUACAUCUUUUGUAUUUUAAAGAAAACUUUUGUAGAAAAAUCUACGAGUUUUCCUCAUAAUAUUUCAGUGGUGAGCACAACGCUGUGAGUUUUGGGGCGAGGAAAACCUUAUUGCAUCGUCAUAGUCAUGCCAUCGAUCUAACUUGUGCUUGAAUUGUUAACUGUUUUCGUUGAUUAAAGUUUAGCUCUUUGACCCAUUCAUCGGAGCAGGACGACAUCUUUUUUGUUAAUGUAUUAUCAAUUUAUUGAGAAAAAUGCCAAGACUGUUUGGCGAAUUAUCUUAGAAUUAUAUUUUUUGUAUUGCGUUGGCCAUUGUUUGGGCGAACCUGAAAUUUAUAAAUGAGCAUUAACAGCGGAGGCCGAGGACCGACUAUGGUACGGUUACUUGUGAUAUGUUGUAGUUUGUUAUACAAAUUAUUACAGCUUAUAAGAGAGUCUAAAUAU
Hyalella azteca is the source of this 4004-nucleotide messenger RNA. RefSeq lists its product as uncharacterized. The record is from RefSeq and is a predicted model, not a curated record. Gene Ontology annotation, biological process: cell fate specification; positive regulation of DNA-templated transcription; regulation of transcription by RNA polymerase II. Gene Ontology annotation, cellular component: nucleus. The coding region runs from base 650 to 3325 and encodes 891 amino acids. The transcript is spliced from 9 exons. NCBI's taxonomy places the organism in Eukaryota, Metazoa, Arthropoda, Malacostraca, Amphipoda, Hyalellidae. Gene Ontology annotation, molecular function: RNA polymerase II cis-regulatory region sequence-specific DNA binding; DNA-binding transcription factor activity, RNA polymerase II-specific.